AUUUUCUUGUGUGAUCCUCAGUGAGUUCUGUUAUUGAGCCUUUUUUUUUUUAUUCUGCCUUCAGCCUGAUGUGAUUUUUCAGAUACCUCUGCCUUUCCUGACUGCCUACUAAGUUUACGAAACAUUGACAUUUUACAAGCCAGGAAUCCAAGUGACCAUUGCUGAAGAUGAGUGCACUCAAUGAAUAUUGAGCUCAUGGGUGACCUGCAUCCACCACAUCCCAAUGACGCCAACAACAACCCCAACAGUGAUGCAUCUCAGGGAGAGGGACGGAGAGAUGGCAAGAAGAGAGGAGGGGAUCGGGUUUCUCAGCUGCGCUGUACCCUAAUCCUGGAUUUGGGAGCAGGAUGAGAAGAACGCAGUUUUCUACCCGCACAGUCCCAAGUGACUGAAGAGGACUCGACUCCAGGUGGUGCAAGGAGGCGAGAACAAGAGAAGGCCAAAGAAGACGAGACGAAACCUAAAGUCAGACGGCGCAGGUAACAGAGGACAGGACUUGAAAAGACAAAGGACAAGCAAAAGCAGUGAUGGGAGGCAACUAAAGCGGGAGAAGAUAAAGCAAGACAAGAAAUCAGUCAAUCAAGCUUCAGCUUACCAUUGAGAUCAGAGCAGAGAAGAAUGGCGUGUCAGGCCUUCAGCACAGACUCUUUCGCCCAGCUGUCAGGAGACUCAGCUUUGCCGAUCCUCAUGCACCAUGCCUCCGCCAGUGACUGCCUGCCAUCCACGUCCCACGCACACAGCAUGGUUUCUGCAGUGUCAUCUGGACUUUCACUGGGUCAGAGCUCCAAGCGCUCACACAUGCAUCUGUCCACCUCCUCCCUCGGCAACGCACUUGGCAACAGCCCCCCGAGCCUUCAUUACCCAGUCGCCCCCUGUCACUACAGCAACCAGCAGGCCACCUAUGGCAUGAUGACAGCUCAGGAGAUGCUCUCUGCCAGUAUCUCUCAGACUUGUAUCCUGCAGACAUGUGGAGUCCCUCACCCUAAUAUGUUGAGCGGCGCAAACCAACUGCAAGGGUCUCUUACUCCUUGCUUGUACAAGUUUCCAGAUCAUGGUCUGAGUAGCGGCUCUUGCGCAUUAAGCCACGGUUUCUCUUCGCUGCCCUCGGCUAUUCUCUCGACUGAUGAGGCCCCUGGGGGCCCCACUGUCGGAGAGAUGAAAACUGACGCCCAGAGGAAGAGCAUGCGGGACUCCGACGAUACCCCCGCCAUGGACUCCCCGCAGAUACGAGAGCUGGAGAUGUUUGCCAAUGACUUCAAGAUACGGAGGAUCAAACUGGGCUAUACCCAGACUAAUGUAGGCGAGGCGCUCGCUGCUGUGCACGGCUCAGAGUUCAGCCAGACCACGAUCUGCCGCUUUGAAAAUUUGCAGCUGAGCUUUAAGAACGCCUGCAAACUCAAGGCCAUUCUGGCAAAAUGGCUGAAUGAAGCGGAGCUGGCUGGCGCCUUGUACAACGAUAAAAUAGGGAUGAAUGAGCGAAAGAGAAAACGGAGAACAACUAUCAGGUAUCUAAUCCUGGGAGCUAAGGAGGCUCUGGAGCACAGCUUCGUGGAGAAAAGUAAACCGUCCUCUCAGGAAAUAGCGCGGAUCGCCAAAGGCCUCCACCUGGAGAAGGAGGUGGUCCGAGUCUGGUUCUGCAACCGGCGCCAGCGGGAGAAACGGGUGAAAACGAGCCUGAACCUCAGCUCCUGUUUGUCCAAGAUCAACCCAAACUGCCUCUCACAGAUGAGUAAAGCCCAGAGGCCGAUGACGUAGUUUGAUGCUCGGAUGGCGAGCGAGUGUUCCACUGACGGUCGGUGUCCGACAAUCAUUCCAGGGGGAAGAGGGUGAAGUUUACUGAACAGCAAACAGAAAGGUCUUAUAAUGAAAACUGCACAGUAAGCAGCUGCUGACACUUGAAUCUGUUUCGCUGAUUUGACAUCCAGAUGAGAAAUUAUCCCCAGUGAGGCUGACAAAAUAAAUAAAUAAAACGCUCCAACACAACUUUGCUAUAAAACCACAAAUCAACAUCAGCAGCGAAUGUCUGAGUUCGUAAGGACAUCCUUUAUUACAGUUACCUUAAUGUCAUUUAAAGUUGUUUUCCUUCUUUAUUACGAGAACAGAAUGGUUUUCCUUGAGCCUAUUUUACCUGCAUAUUACAACGGAGUAUGAAGGUCACUUAAAGGACAAAAAAAACAUAGAAAAUUUGAGAAUAAGGUCUUAAAAUUGCAAGAAUGUAAUUUGUUAUCUUACAAGAAUAAAGUCGUAAUUUUAGGGCAAUGUCAUUUUACAAGGGCAAUAUCAGGAUCACUCAAAAAGAGUCUGGUUCAAGUUUUGGGAUUUUUCCUUCCUGCUUAAUUUCUAGAAAAACUGACUUUUCUCGUAAUAUUACAACUUUACUCUUCUGAUAUAAAAUGUUCUCAUUAAUUUGUAACUUUAUUCUUGAAAUGUAUUGUCUUUUUUUAUAUUAUGGCUUUUCUCAUUAAAUUAUGACUUAGUAAUAUUAUGACCUUAUUCUCAAAAUCUAUCUUUUUUCUUUAUCAUUGCCUCAAUACCCUGUCGUUCUUUCAGUCUUUAUUACUAGAACAGUCCUUUUUCUUACCUCAUUAAGUUGAAGCUGUGAAGAAAAAACACUUAUUCAAUAAGUUAAUUUGAGCUGCAGCUUCCAGUCCUGACUUUCAAACACACUGAACCUUGACUGUGCCUUGUUUGCCAUGUUAAUACGGAAACUAUAUUAACCAUAGAGACCAAAUGUAAUUAAUCGGCAUCAGAUUGCAGAUCCAUCAAUCUCUCUGAUCGAUCCGCCCUGUGCCUUCUCUAAAACACAGACGUCAACAAUCCCCUGCUUGAACCUCAGAAGUAAAAACAUAUUGAUGAUGAUUUACAUGUUUGUGCUGUAGUUGUGUGUUUAUGUAUUUGUGAUGACAGCCGACGACUCUGUGUCUUCUUUAAUUAUCUGUCACUGUCUUAUAAAUGUUUGACGAUUUAUUUAAAAUGAACGUAGCCAUAGUCAGAAAAGUAAUAUAUGUAAACUUUCACAACAACCUAUUUAUUUGAGAUCUAAUAUAUCACGUUGAUCCACUUACGACCUCUUUGAUUUAUGCUCUGAAGUCUAAGACGGCGGUGAAACUUUUUGACAUUCUUGUCAACUAAUGAAUCCGAGGUCUCCCCGUUUCCCUGCUGUGAGACACAUUCAAUAUUCUGCUUUUUGUUCUCGCUGCCAUGACGGAGUGUCGGACCGAGAGGAGCGGCGGCCUGUCGCCACUCCAAACCGGUCGGGAUGACUAAUGUGAAACUUCAGAGACUCGGGUCGCAUUGAUCGGUGUCUGGAGGAGAGCUAAAGAAUGAAACUAUGCGUCACGUAAGAAAUGCCAUGUGGAUAUUAAGGGUCCUUUAUUCAUCUGAAUUGAAAAUAUAAAUAUGCCAAAAGAAUCAGCUCAACUCCUAUCUGCCAAACAAUAAACUCAGUUUUAUGAUGAA
Messenger RNA from Hippoglossus stenolepis (Pacific halibut), 3459 nucleotides. RefSeq names its product POU class 1 homeobox 1 (gene pou1f1). The transcript is spliced from 10 exons. The record is from RefSeq and is a predicted model, not a curated record. Lineage: Eukaryota; Metazoa; Chordata; Actinopteri; Pleuronectiformes; Pleuronectidae. Gene Ontology annotation, molecular function: DNA-binding transcription factor activity, RNA polymerase II-specific; RNA polymerase II cis-regulatory region sequence-specific DNA binding. The coding region runs from base 619 to 1755 and encodes 378 amino acids. Gene Ontology annotation, biological process: regulation of transcription by RNA polymerase II.